AUGACUUUUUAAUAUUUGUUGGUUGUGCAAGUGAAGAGAGCUAUUCUUUGAAACAGGGCUGAAGACACAUACAAAUAAUUGUCGGUACACGGCACCAAUGCGGUUCAGGUUCAAACCCUGUCUUGUCCUAUAUACGCUCUAAUGAAACUAUUAUCAAUAUCGCGAAAGUUAUAUUUGUAAUCGGUAUUGAAAUUAAAUGUUUUUUAAAUGCUUUUAUUUUCAAGCAAAAUAUUUUUGAAUCAACAUCGAAUCGGUUUCAGUUCCGUUGUUUUCUUUUGGAUUCUGAUAUAGUGCGACGGCGUGCAGACGCCGCUUGGGGGGGGCAAGUAGGCAAAGACAACAUAUAAAUACUUGAGAUUGUGUUUGACAGCUCUAUAUAUAGAGGCGCACCAUCUGCUGUUGUCUGGUUGCAGCUGGAGAAGUGCGUUGCUUAGUUUGUUACGAACCAGCGAAUAGCAUCCAUGGCUUCCUUUGGUACACGCAGCAUGAGCCAGCCGCCGGGCAUUAAGAUCUGCUGCUGCCGUGUCCUGACUUGCAUCAACUUUGGCUUUGUGCUCUCGCGGGGCGGCCUCUUGAAGCUGAUGGAGCUGGGCCUGGCCAUGUUGUGUGAGGGUCUGCUUAUACGUUAUGGUGUACCCUACGCCGACUCCAUUGGCCAGGCGCUGACCAGUCUAUUGGCCACAACUGGCCAUUGCUUCACCACGACAGGCAUCUUGCUCAUAUGCUACUGUUUCUCGGAUAGAUCCUAUGGCCUGAUCCGACAGUCGCUCUUUGAGACGCUCUUCAAUGCCAUCGCCAGCUGCAUGUACUUCAGUUCGGCCAGCUACAUGGGAUUCGCCUGUGUCGUCUGGCUGCAUCCUCAGUUUCUGGUGCGUCCCGGAUUCUGGGCGUAUCCAGCCAUGACGGCCGCCUACUACAUGGGCUAUGCGGCGGGUCUUUUACACGCCAUCGACGCAUUUCUUGCCUUCAGGCACUUUCGAGGGGCUCGUUAGGAACUAAUUACUGUAUCUUAAAAAUAUUAAAUAAAGCUCGUGAUAUAUUAAAACUCACAGAAA
Molecule: messenger RNA, 1055 nt
Organism: Drosophila virilis
Lineage: Eukaryota; Metazoa; Arthropoda; Insecta; Diptera; Drosophilidae
Gene: sing
Product: MARVEL domain-containing protein sing
Cellular component (GO): membrane
Source: RefSeq, a predicted model, not a curated record